CCCGACUCUAAGCUUGUACUUUGUCGUCUAGUGUCGUCGUUCGAGUCAAUCGCUCCUCAUCGAAACAUCAACAAAUAAAGGAUGGCAGACAUCUACUUCUGUGGCAGCAUCCGUGGCGGUCGGCAGGACGCUGAGCUGUACGCACGCGUCAUUAAGAUGCUGGGAGAGUAUGGACAGGUGCUGACGGAGCACGUCGGCCACAAGGAGAUCGGCGAGAAGGGUGAUGAUAUGGAUGAGAGAGAGAUACAUGAUAGAAACAUGAAGUGGUUGGAUCAAGCUGAAUUUGUUGUUGCUGAGGUGAGUCAGCCGUCGUUGGGCGUAGGCUAUGAAAUCGGACAGGCAGUGAACAUGGAAAAACGAAUACUGUGCCUUUUUCGCGAAUCGUGCGGAAGAAGUCUGUCGUGUAUGAUACGCGGUCUGCACAACGACCAGUCUGUCGUCGUCAAGGACUACAAGGAGGCUGACCUUCCCGCCAUUCUGAAGGAGUUCUUCAGCGAGGCCAACAACGGUGUCGAGGCAAGUCAACCCUGUGUAUAA
Priapulus caudatus is the source of this 537-nucleotide messenger RNA. Its product is annotated as 2'-deoxynucleoside 5'-phosphate N-hydrolase 1-like. The record is from RefSeq and is a predicted model, not a curated record. Lineage: Eukaryota; Metazoa; Priapulida; Priapulimorpha; Priapulimorphida; Priapulidae. Gene Ontology annotation, biological process: deoxyribonucleoside monophosphate catabolic process. Gene Ontology annotation, cellular component: nucleus. The coding region runs from base 82 to 537 and encodes 151 amino acids. The transcript is spliced from 5 exons. Gene Ontology annotation, molecular function: 5-hydroxymethyl-dUMP N-hydrolase activity.